Messenger RNA from Acanthochromis polyacanthus (spiny chromis), 3171 nucleotides. Its product is annotated as mucin-2-like. NCBI's taxonomy places the organism in Eukaryota, Metazoa, Chordata, Actinopteri, Pomacentridae. The record is from RefSeq and is a predicted model, not a curated record. The transcript has 4 exons. The annotation marks the transcript as partial.
ACUCCAACUGCAGGUCCAACCACAUCAACAACCACAACAUCUACACCUCCAACAACCCAACCUCCUACUACAACUGCAGGUCCAACAACAACCACAACAUCUACAACUCCAACAACCCAACCUCCUACUACAACUGCAGGUCCAACAACAACCACAACAUCUACACCUCCAACAACCCAACCUCCUACUACAACUGCAGGUCCAACCACAACCACAACAUCUACAACUCCAACAACCCAACCUCCUACUACAACUGCAGGUCCAACCACAUCAACAACCACAACAUCUACACCUCCAACAACCCAACCUCCUACUACAACUGCAGGUCCAACAACAACCACAACAUCUACAACUCCAACAACCCAACCUCCUACUACAACUGCAGGUCCAACAACAACCACAACAUCUACACCUCCAACAACCCAACCUCCUACUACAACUGCAGGUCCAACCACAACCACAACAUCUACACCUCCAACAACCCAACCUCCUACUACAACUGCAGGUCCAACAACAACCACAACAUCUACAACUCCAACAACCCAACCUUCUACUCCAACUGCAGGUCCAACAACAACCACAAUAUCUACACCUCCAACAACCCAACCUCCUACUACAACUGCAGUUCCAACCACAACCACAACAUCUACAACUCCAACAACCCAACCUCCUACUACAACUGCAGGUCCAACCACAUCAAUAACCACAACAUCUACACCUCCAACAACCCAACCUCCUACUACAACUGCAGGUCCAACCACAACCACAACAUCUACAACUCCAACAACCCAACCUCCUACUACAACUGCAGGUCCAACAACAACCACAACAUCUACACCUCCAACAACCCAACCUCCUACUACAACUGCAGGUCCAACCACAACCACAACAUCUACACCUCCAACAACCCAACCUCCUACUACAACUGCAGGUCCAACAACAACCACAACAUCUACAACUCCAACAACCCAACCUUCUACUCCAACUGCAGGUCCAACAACAACCACAAUAUCUACACCUCCAACAACCCAACCUCCUACUACAACUGCAGGUCCAACCACAACCACAACAUCUACAACUCCAACAACCCAACCUCCUACUACAACUGCAGGUCCAACCACAACCACAACAUCUACAACUCCAACAACCCAACCUCCUACUCCAACUGCAGGUCCAACCACAUCAACAACCACAACAUCUACACCUCCAACAACCCAACCUCCUACUACAACUGCAGGUCCAACAACAACCACAACAUCUACAACUCCAACAACCCAACCUCCUACUACAACUGCAGGUCCAACAACAACCACAACAUCUACACCUCCAACAACCCAACCUCCUACUACAACUGCAGGUCCAACCACAACCACAACAUCUACAACUCCAACAACCCAACCUCCUACUACAACUGCAGGUCCAACCACAUCAACAACCACAACAUCUACACCUCCAACAACCCAACCUCCUACUACAACUGCAGGUCCAACAACAACCACAACAUCUACACCUCCAACAACCCAACCUCCUACUACAACUGCAGGUCCAACAACAACCACAACAUCUACAACUCCAACAACCCAACCUUCUACUCCAACUGCAGGUCCAACAACAACCACAACAUCUACACCUCCCCAACCUCCUACUACAACUGCAGGUCCAACCACAACCACAACAUCUACACCUCCAACAACCCAACCUCCUACUACAACUGCAGGUCCAACAACAACCACAACAUCUACAACUCCAACAACCCAACCUUCUACUCCAACUGCAGGUCCAACAACAACCACAACAUCUACACCUCCAACAACCCAACCUCCUACUACAACUGCAGGUCCAACAACAACCACAACAUCUACAACUCCAACAACCCAACCUCCUACUACAACUGCAGGUCCAACCACAACCACAACAUCUACAACUCCAACAACCCAACCUCCUACUCCAACUGCAGGUCCAACCACAUCAACAACCACAACAUCUACACCUCCAACAACCCAACCUCCUACUACAACUGCAGGUCCAACAACAACCACAACAUCUACACCUCCAACAACCCAACCUCCUAUUACAACUGCAGGUCCAACCACAACCACAACAUCUACACCUCCAACAACCCAACCUCCUACUACAACUGCAGGUCCAACAACAACCACAACAUCUACAACUCCAACAACCCAACCUCCUACUACAACUGCAGGUCCAACAACAACCACAACAUCUACACCUCCAACAACCCAACCUCCUACUACAACUGCAGGUCCAACCACAACCACAACAUCUACACCUCCAACAACCCAACCUCCUACUACAACUGCAGGUCCAACAACAACCACAACAUCUACAACUCCAACAACCCAACCUUCUACUCCAACUGCAGGUCCAACAACAACCACAACAUCUACACCUCCAACAACCCAACCUCCUACUACAACUGCAGGUCCAACCACAACCACAACAUCUACAACUCCAACAACCCAACCUCCUACUACAACUGCAGGUCCAACCACAACCACAACAUCUACAACUCCAACAACCCAACCUCCUACUCCAACUGCAGGUCCAACCACAUCAACAACCACAACAUCUACACCUCCAACAACCCAACCUCCUACUACAACUGCAGGUCCAACAACAACCACAACAUCUACAACUCCAACAACCCAACCUCCUACUACAACUGCAGGUCCAACAACAACCACAACAUCUACACCUCCAACAACCCAACCUCCUACUACAACUGCAGGUCCAACCACAUCAACAACCACAACAUCUACACCUCCAACAACCCAACCUCCUACUACAACUGCAGGUCCAACAACAACCACAACAUCUACAACUCCAACAACCCAACCUCCUACUACAACUGCAGGUCCAACAACAACCACAACAUCUACACCUCCAACAACCCAACCUCCUACUACAACUGCAGGUCCAACCACAACCACAACAUCUACACCUCCAACAACCCAACCUCCUACUACAACUGCAGGUCCAACAACAACCACAACAUCUACAACUCCAACAACCCAACCUUCUACUCCAACUGCAGGUCCAACAACAACCACAAUAUCUACACCUCCAACAACCCAACCUCCUACUACAACUGCAGGUCCAACCACAACGUCCAACCACAACCACAACAUCUACAACUCCAGCAGUAGCUAG